AUGGAUUAUGCAAGUGAAAGGAAUUUUAAUCGCACGCUUUUUGUGUUUGGUGAUGUUAAAACCUGUGCUAAAAAUGAAAUUUAUGAUUUAAAUUAUUUUAAAUGUAGUUCGUGUAAGAAAAUUGGUGAAAAUUUGCAAACCAAUAAAGACAAAUUUUCUUGCGGUUGCAAAACCUCAUCAUCACCAACAUCUGUAACGGUCUAUGACACUAUUAAGCCAUACAUAACCUGUCAUAACAUAUGCAACCUAAACCCAAAGCAAAUGCAACACAAAAUAACGAACACCACCACUGAACUAAUUGAGCAAUAUUGUUCAAACAAUCUAACCAUUCUUCCAAAAUUAAAUUGUAAAUUUAAAUAUAUUAAUCGUACAAUGAUGACCACCACAUCAACUCAAGCACUGGGUGAAUACUCUCGAAGAAUUGAAGUGACCUUCAUCAAUUGGCAAUACGAUGGAUUAUGCGAUGAUUGCAACAUCCAGUAUAACUUUCACUAUCAAGACUACUGCAUUGCAAAUGGCCUGCUGAGACCUUAUUUAAGUUACAAUUCCUUUUGGCAAGCAACGACCUCUAAUCAACAUUUUGGUGACUUGAAAUUUGUGGCCUUCUUUUGUAUGGGUCUUCAUAAUCAAACGGCAUGCAAUCAGUUGGCCAAUUUAUGUGUUUUGUCCCAUUAUGCACACGAUAAGAAUUCGCCCUGUAGUAAAUUCCUUUUAAAUCAAGCCACCGAUUUAGUCUACCGAUAUGGCAGUGGGGAUGAACUAAUGGCCCAACAACAAAUGAAACCAUUUCUUUACUAUAGCAAGGGUAAAGAAACGUUGGCGGAGUUGGGAGCGCCGAUUAAAGGUUUAAAAUACUCUAUGGAUAUGAAAAAGGCAGCACAUAAUCAUUUGAAAUUCUUUGUAAAUACGUACGGCUUAGAUGGCUCCCUGCUGCGUUGGGGUUCUUUAAAAUUAAAUGAUUUGAAUUUAUGCCCCCAUUAUGAAAACAGUUGGAGUUUUGUUAAUUUUCUACGAUUUGCUUACAAGUAUGUUGCAAUUGAGUGUUCAUUGACAUUGGAAGAUCUUGUUGAUUUGGCAAAGAUUUAUGACAACAAUCGUUUCAUAAGUUUAUUUUUAAAUUUCACCAGAAAUGAUGGCAAUGAUGGGAUAUUUUUGCAAACCAUACCAAUUUUAAUAGAAGAUCUUAUGCCGGAAAAUAAGCGCCUACAAAAAGAAGAAUGGCAACUUGUUAAACGUUUCCAAUUAAUACAAUUUCACCAUCGACAUGGUGCAUUGGCACCAAAAGCACCAGCACGUUAUGAAGACUCUCACAAAUUGCUACUUUUCAGAUCGUUGCGUUAUGCUGAUAAAAUAGAACUUCACUACGAUAUUCACGAAAACAAUCGAAUAUCUGUACCCCUGCUUAAGCUGCAUUAUCGUCACAUUGAAUUCACCAACAAUACCACGCUAAAUACUCAAUACAAUUUCAAACUCAGCAUAACCUAUGAACGUAUAAGGGCGACAGCUAAAGGAGAAUUGGUUAAUGAAAUAGUGCUGCCAUUAUCUCUACUCUUGGCUCUGGUGACAGCCCUCUUUAAAGCCAAUAACACCCGGAAAAGACGUUCAUCGUGUGGUAGCACAUCAUCGUCUACGCCUCUGACAGCAGCUUCACAAAAUAACAAUGAUGAUUUUUGUCAUUUUACCUUUUUCACCGAAUUCCUAUUGCAUUUGAUUUCCUAUAUGGCAUUGGCCUUUUUAGUGUGCUUUCUUUUACAUGUUUUUAUGAAUUCUUUAACAUUUUUAAGCCAAGACAAUGUGGAGUUGACAUUGCCCAUUGUUAAGGAUCAACGUUCGUUGGAAUUGAUUAUAUAUGCAGCAUUGAUUUUAAAGUUGAUUUAUAUGUGUAUUUACUUUUGGCGCUUAUCACAUUUUCAUAUCUUCUUUAUUGACUGGGAACGUCCGCGUUGCGGUGAUACGAACCAUUUCAAUUUGAAAAAUAAUCUAGAAACGUCUUCCGUUUGUUCGAGUGUUCGAACAUUUAUUAGUGAUUCAAAUGUUUCGGCGUGGCGCAGCAUUUUAUUGGCCAACGAAUGGAUACAGUUAAGUGGAAAGCAGAAGACUUCAAAAAUCUUACAAGGACUGACAAUGGUGGUGGUAGCAAGGUUUCUAAAUAUUGACAUCCUCAGUCACGGCGAUGCAACAUUGAAAAUCUUCUACAUAUCCCUUCUAUACCUCCUAAUCUACAUCUGCCAGUAUGUGGUUCUUAGCCAAAUUCUUACACGCUUCACAGGCAAUCCAAUACAAAAAUACAUUGAACACUGUUCCCUGGCAAAUAUUUCAGUGUUUACGCUGAUCGAACCUUCAUUUGGUUUUUAUAUACAUGGACGUUCACCGCAUGGUUUUGCUGAUUCCGAUAUCACCACAAUGAUCAUGCAGCUGCAGCGUGAAACUCACAGUAUUUGUGGACGUCGUGGUCUUUUAAGUGAUACGGAUCAGUGUUACGUGAUAAUGCCACCAAAAAAUUUAAGUAAUUAUUUUGAUAAACUACUGCUGCCGUAUCAAAGAUCAUUUGGUGGUGCUGUGGCGGGCGGAGGAGUGGGUUCAACAGGUACACACUUUCAAAAAGAGAUAAACACUAUUGAAGGCACUUUGGAGAAGACUUCAAUUGCGUAUUGUAGUGUUAAUCGUUUCUUUUGUGCCUUUAUUGAUCAUGGAAUUAAGGAUAUGGAUUAUAUAAUUAAGGAGAAGACUAUUGUUGAGCGCUUAUUUGAUUGUGAAUUUGAGAAUUAUUUGACUGAUAACAAGGGUACAUUUUAUAUCGACACAAGUUUUUCAUUUACCCAAAUGUUUCUUUAUGGCAACGAAUUGCAAGUGUUUAUAUUGGAAUUCCUUUUGCUUCUGGCAGUUUAUAUUAUCUUUACAAAUCUCUUGGCAGCUGUUAUUGCAGUUUGUAUUUUUAAUAAGAUAUUCCAAUCGUUUUAUCGCUAUGCUGUUAAAGAGAAUAUUUCAAAUAAGACUUUAAUCGAUAAACGUUUUUUAAUGUAAAAAUUUAAUUAUGUACUUGAAAUUAUUUUGUUUUCUUUUUUAAAAUUUCUUUCUAAUAAAAUAAUAAAUUUGAAAUAAAUUUUAGUUUAAAAUAAAA
Molecule: messenger RNA, 3121 nt
Organism: Calliphora vicina (urban bluebottle blowfly)
Lineage: Eukaryota; Metazoa; Arthropoda; Insecta; Diptera; Calliphoridae
Product: meckelin
Exons: 9
Coding region: 1-3024 (1007 amino acids)
Biological process (GO): cilium assembly
Cellular component (GO): ciliary transition zone; MKS complex
Source: RefSeq, a predicted model, not a curated record